AUGCAGACCUUCGAGCGCUCGGACAUCACGUGCUCGGGUGGUGAGGGCCAGAAAGACACGGCGGUCUUCCUCGUGGAGGCUGGCGGCACUCUGAAGAACGCCAUCAUCGGCAAGAACCAGAAGGAGGGCGUGCACUGCGACUACCACGACUGCACCAUUGAGAGCGUGUGGUGGGAUGACGUGUGCGAGGACGCGCUGAGCAUCAAGGGUGGCUCGGCGUCCAGCGUGACGACCGUGACCAACUGCGGCGCUCGCUUCGCCGAGGACAAGGUGGUGCAGCACAACGGCUACGGCACCGUCAAGAUCAAGGAUUUCUUCGCGCAGGAGUUCGGCAAGCUCUACCGUUCAACGUGUUCGCCAUCGACCCGCUCGUGA
Phytophthora infestans T30-4 is the source of this 375-nucleotide messenger RNA. Its product is annotated as polysaccharide lyase, putative. NCBI's taxonomy places the organism in Eukaryota, Oomycota, Peronosporomycetes, Peronosporales, Peronosporaceae. The record is from RefSeq and is a predicted model, not a curated record. Gene Ontology annotation, biological process: pectin catabolic process. Bases 1 to 375 code for a protein of 124 amino acids. The transcript has 2 exons. Gene Ontology annotation, molecular function: pectate lyase activity. Gene Ontology annotation, cellular component: extracellular region.